This is a messenger RNA of Paramecium tetraurelia, 4449 nucleotides long. RefSeq lists its product as uncharacterized. The transcript is spliced from 2 exons. Lineage: Eukaryota; Ciliophora; Oligohymenophorea; Peniculida; Parameciidae. The record is from RefSeq and is a predicted model, not a curated record.
AUGAAGAAUUAUUAUCAAAAUUGUAAAUUUAUGAGAUUUACUUUUUUAAAUUUGGUUUAGUUUCUUUCACUUUAGAUGAGAAGCAAUAUGAAAUUUGUGAAGCUAUUUGUUGGUAUCGAAUUUACAUAAAAUAUUGCUCUAUCUUUACCAAAACAUGGCUGGGGAUAAUUAUAAUAUGAGGACAAAAUGCUUAAAGCAAUUUCAUAAUUUACUAACUAUACUCUAUUUUUAGAUUAAGCUGACAGUUAAUAUUCAUUUGAUGUUUUUAUCAUCUUCUUCUCCUUUUUAUCAUACAUUGCUUUGCUUUUUUCUGUAAUGUGUCAUUAGAAAGAUGCUAUCAGAUAUUGUAUAAACUACACUUUAACCAUUUUGAAUAAAGUACUCAAGCUCCCACUUAUAGCUAUUUAUAUUGAAUUUUUGUUUUACCACUCAGAAAAUGUAGGGUAUUUUGUGAUAGGAUGUUUUACAUUUGCAAUAUUUUUGGUGUUGUUAGGUUUGAUUACAUAUUUUUAGAGAGACAUUUAAUGCAAUUUUAACAGAUUGAAUGUUCCAAUUUAUCAUUUUUAUUCUCCUGUUUUAUUUAUCAUACAUCUUCUGGAUAUAUUUAGAGUUUUAGUAUUUACAAUAUUAAAAACAAACACUGGAUAAAUCGUAUUUUAACUGUUAACUAUAAUGAGAAUGAUAUUGAAACAACAUCAAAAUAUAUUUGAAUAAAAUGAUUAAGAUAAAUCUAAUUAAAGUCUAAUAUUAUGCAAUUUAUUUAUUUCUAUAUUUCUCCUUGUUGGAAUAAGUACAUAAAUAAAUGAAACAUCUAUUUUUAAUAUAUUGCUUUAUUCAUCCACUCUCAUAUACCAUUUAUUUACUUAAAUUAACUUCGCUUAGAUAUUUUACUCCAGUAGUUUACAAUACUUAAUUCAUCAAAAAAUGGUCGAAAAAAAAAUAUUUGUUUGUGCAUUAAGUUGCAAUCUUGAUAACAAUUAUAUAUAAAACCUAUUUGAGAUCUGCUUGCAAGAUGAGAUUAAUAAUUAUACAUCCAACCUUAUCUCACCUAAAUAUUAAUCUAUAUUUUAAAAGGAGGACAAUAUAUUAAUAUUAUUUGACUUUUUAGUCAAACAUUCAUAAAGAUAUUACUUAGCAUUAAAUCUUCUUUAUAAGUUUGAGAGCACCCAAACUAAUUAAUCCUAUUUUUAUAAGUAGAUUAGUGCAUUUUUGAAGUAUAAAGUUUAAAAAGAAAUGGUGCAAUUCAAUCAAUUUACAAAAACAAUUGAAAAUUUAAAUAUGAAUAAACUAAUUGAAGCAGAAUAUGAAAAAAAGACUUUAGAGGUUUUUUAAAAAUAAAUAGAAUUUCUUAAGUAUCUAAUAUAGGGAGCUUAAUCUUUUAAUGAAAUAGAGAAGCAUAUUAUCGGCAUAUCUGAAACCAUUUAGGGAAUAAAAUUAUGGUUAAAGAAAAACAACAUUUAUAAAAACAGAGAUAAUUCUCUCUUUCUAAAGAUUUCCAUUAAUUUCAAUAUUUAAAUAAUGUAAAAUCUUAUAUAAGGGAUUAAAUUAAAUAAAAUUUUGAAUUAAUUAUUGACAACAGACAGCAAAACUAUUAGUUACACAGAAAUUUCUAAAGAAGACUCUAUUAUAGUACCAGUAAGUAUAAUUAAUAAAAGAGGCUCUAUAUUAAAUUCUAACAGUCAAACAAACUAGUUUUUUGGUUUUUCCAGUAAGAAUACUAAAUUAGAAACUAUUGAAUAGCUUAUGCCAAAAGCAAUUAAGUCAAUUCAUAAUGAAUUUUUAGAAGGUUUUAUUAAUAGAGUGCAUAUCUUGUCAAAUAGCUAAUAAUCUUAAUUAUAAGUACUAUAAAAACAAGAAAACGAAUAUAUUUAAUGUCUAUAAAUUCACUUUAUAUUAAGUAAUGAUUUCUCAGAUUUUAUUUUAUUAUCAUUAAUAAAAAAAGUUAAUAAAAAUAAAGUUUUUAUUGUAUUUGAUAAUUCUGGAUAAAUUACAGGUAUGAGUUAGCAUUUAAAGAAUUAUUGGCCAGAAAUCUUCUAAUAAAUGUAGUUCUAUAAUUUGAUAUAGUAUUAUUGUCCAAAAUUAUUUGAAUUGCUUUCAAGUUAGAACUCUUCUCAGAUAUUUGAUAUAAAUUUUAUAUAAAGAUCUAAGAUAUAAAAAAUAGAUAUGUCAUUCAAAAGCUUUAUAAGACAAGAAACCAAUUUGUUAAAAUCCUCUUAUUACGUGGACAAUAUUUAUUCAGAGAGAUCUGAUUAAAUGCAGUUACUGAAUUCGAAAUAUUAGAAUAUAGAGUAGGAUACAUUAAACUUUAAUAUAUUAGAUGUUUUUUAUCAAAACUAUUUAAAUUCAAUAAUGAAUAUUCAUGCAACAGAAAGUGAUGUAAUCUUUCCUGCAAAAGGAUUGAUAAAGAAAGUUCAAUUAAAAGAUGAAAUAAUCUAAUAUCAAUUAGAACUACACUUUAAUGAGAUAUCAUCAAAAAAUGAAAAAGUUGAAACAAUCAGUGAUUCCAAGAGAAAGAUGGAACCAUAAAAAACUAAAUCAUUAAUUGAAGGAAGUGAGUUUGGAACAGAAUUAAAAGCUGCUUUCCUCCUUCAUCAAGUAUUGUUAAAAUAAACUAGUAGUGUGCCGUUUAUAAAAAUAUACUUUUACAAAUUUAUUGUAAUUUUACUGAUCAUUAUAUUUUUAAUUUUGCAAAUCUAUUAAAGUCAAAAUGAUGGCUAGACUAAAAUUAAAUUAACACAAUACAUUUAUGCUCCUUAAUUAAUGGCUAAGGUAUACAAUGAUGCAUUUUAAUUGGGAUUUCAUAAAUUAAUUUUUUAAAAUUUGGAGACUUCAUAAUUUUUAUAAAAUGCUUUUAUUACCUAAUUAGAUUAUAAGUUAUCUUAGAUUAGAGAGGAAUAUGAUUUUUUACACACUGAAUUAAUCAAGAUCGAUGCAAUAAAACAUGAAAUUUCAUAUUCUUUAGAUAUAUUAUAAAGCAGAAUACAACUUACUAGUAUUGCUACUUUUUCAGAAAAAAUUAGAGAAAAUAUGAUACCUUUAAUUACAUAUUCAGCAGAUCAAAUUCAGUUUAUUAAGUCUAUUCUCUUCUUUAGAAUGAACAUAGUAUAGGCAUACAAUAUCAGCAUCGAUAUUUUAGACACAUUUAGUAUCUAAUUGGCAACUUACUAAACUAAUAUUAUGGAAUUUUGGAAUAGCAUACUUGCUGUCUAACUUAUCUUAUUUAUUAUCCCUUUCCUAAUAAAUAUCAAUAAUUGGUUUAAAUUUGAAAAAAGACAGAAAUGUAUUAUAUAAAUAAUAACUAAAAUAAAUGAAGACUAAGCUUAUCAAUUAAUUGAUUAGAAGCUGUGUUUUAUAAAGUCAGCCAUAUAAGAAAAAGGAAACAUGAUCAAUACUCUCAAAUAAAGCCUAUUAUCAUUAAAAACUUCUAAUUUAAAGGACUUUAUACCUCAAUCUUAAAAUUCAAUCAAACAAAGAUAAACAUAAACACUGUAUGAAAAGAUCUCCAAUAAAUAAAUAAGUAUUAUACCAAAAUUGAGUGUGAGCAUUAUUAGCUACCUAUUAAUAGCAUUCUUAGUGGGCUUUGGAUAUUUGCAAACCAAAUUAAGUGACUAAACAUACUAACCUAUAGAAUAGUUAAUUAAAACGUAUGUUAAAUUUCAAGCCCAAUUAAGUUAUUUAAUUUCUUUUGCAUCUAUAAUGAAAGGAUAACAAGAAUUGUUAAAUAUUAUUCAAGACAUACAUGAUGCUGAAUUAGGAAAUAUAAAUACAUUAUUUUAAGAUGAUUAAGUUCCUUAGAGUUUUCACAAUUUAUCUUAAACAUAUUCGAAAAAAGUUAUAACCUUAUUUUCUACCAUCAUUUUGACAAAUCAAAUAGAUUAAAAAGAUAAAGAAAUUCUUUAUGAUCUUUACUAGGGCGAUUUUUGUAAUUAUUUGCAAGAAUCAAUAAAGUUUUGUAAUACAAAUCUAACUUAAUCAAAAUUUGAAAAGGAAUAUGGGCAAUUUUAUGGAUAUGAAAAUAAUUCUGAUGUUUUGAGAACAGGUAUCAUUGGUUUUAUUAGCAAAUUGGAUUCAUUAUUGAAAAAUAAUUUUGAUUUGGAAAUCUCAAAAUCUAUUUACGAUUAAAAUCCAUCUGGCCCUUUUUACUACUUUAAAGACUAUAAUAAUCUCAUAGUGUAAUUUCCACUUAAUAUUUCUGAAGGUUUCAAUCAAUUUUAUGAAGAAGUAAACUACAUAUCAUCAAAUCUAAUAACAAAGACUAUGGAUAGUUUAUUCAUUUUUUACAUUUGUUUUGGUAUAUUCAUCUUGGUUAUUUACUUGAUAAUAUCUAGUAUUCAAAUUAGAUACUCAUAAAGAAGAUAUAAAAGAUGUAUUCUAGGCCUAGUCAUGUUAUCAGAGGAUCUUUUGAAUGACAAAACUAGUUUGUAUUUGUUAAAGAAAUUGAUGAAUUGA